Messenger RNA from Gastrolobium bilobum, 774 nucleotides. RefSeq lists its product as uncharacterized. The transcript has a single exon. The record is from RefSeq and is a predicted model, not a curated record. NCBI's taxonomy places the organism in Eukaryota, Viridiplantae, Streptophyta, Magnoliopsida, Fabales, Fabaceae. The coding region runs from base 1 to 774 and encodes 257 amino acids.
AUGGAAGAUGAACAUGCCCGUAUAAUCAAAUACUCCAAUUAUAUGGAAUCCCAAGAAGAAGAAGGAGAAGAAGAAGAGGCACUGUCGCUUUGUGACCUUCCACUCAACCACAAUUCGACCAGCCUGGACGACAAGUCGUUCACGAAGAUUCUUCGAUCACAAGAUAACGACGAGUUUUUCAACGGCUUCAGCAGCAGCAGCAGCUCCGACAUGUGCCCCGCAGACGACAUCAUUUUCUGCGGCAAACUCGUACCCUUCAAAGACAAAAACGACAAUCCCCAAAAAAACCUCGUCGUGGAACAAACCAAAUCACUCACCCACCGUCGAAGAUCCGAGUCUCUCUCCUCCGUGACCCGAUCAAACAGUGUCAGCACGUGCACGGGUUCUCGCCACGUCAUUAUGAGGAAUAGCAGGUCCUUGGAUUAUAGCAGGUUACGAGACUCGUCGACGGCGCCGGAAAUUGAUCGGAAUUCUUCGUCCAGGAGCGUUGCGGCGUCGGAGGUUGUGGCUAAGAAGGCAAUGAAGCCACGCUGGUACUCUCUGAUGUUUGGGACAAUGAAGCUCCCGCCGGAGAUGGAGCUCAACGACAUCAAGAACCGGCAGGUUCGCCGGAAUCCAUCAACGACCAUGUUUCCGGCGACGGAUUCCGGCAAGAAGUUGGCAGUGAAUCGGAGCUCCGGCAAGGUGUCGUGGAGAAUACUAAAGGCAUUGAGUUGUAAGGAUCACAGUAGCGUCGCAGUGACGACGUCGUUUCCUUUGCCGCAAGCGUCGUAA